This is a messenger RNA of Porites lobata, 11285 nucleotides long. NCBI's taxonomy places the organism in Eukaryota, Metazoa, Cnidaria, Anthozoa, Scleractinia, Poritidae. The record is from the annotation of a GenBank genome assembly.
AUGGCGGACAGAGAGGAGGUGAAUUUUGAAGAAAUUCAUUUCUCUCCGAUUCCCUCGCAAACUAACAUAUAUGGUCUAACCAAGAUAGAGAGCAGGGAAGAAGGAAACAAAAUAUUCUUGGCAUCUCUCAGUGGCAGGGUGGUUUGUUUGGAGUAUUUAUCAAAUUCGCUUGUACCGACCUCAAGAGAAGUGCCUUUCACUUAUAUUCCAGGUUUGUUUUAAUCGAAAAUGACCAAUAACUAUGAAUAGGAAAUAUUACUUUAUCAUAAAAUAUAUAUUUACAGCUGAUUUCAGUGCAGUGUAUACCCUGAUUUUUAGACAUGAUUCGACGGUCAUGAUUCGACCGAGAGGUUACCAAGCAGCACAGUAUUUUACCUUGAAUAUCCUACAUCCCAACAGGAAUCAAAGCACACAGUCACAAUCUGAAAGUUACUUUAAUGAUAGCUUGAAUGUUUCUCUUGUAAUUCAGAAAAAGAGGACUGUGAUCCAUAAUUUGUUCUCCUUUCCAGACAACAGCCUCUCAUACAAGUCACGCAAUCUAAUCGCAAUACAUGUUAUCGGGCGUGUGGAAGUCUCGAUCAAUACGUUUUUCGGCUCUUUUCUCAACUUUUUUUGGGCGUCUACCUUGAUCUUUAAAGAAAUAUCAUAAUUUACCCUUUUUCAAUAAAAACAAAUGUUGCUUUCUUUUAUGUAUGAUUUUCUUUAUUUGUGGUCACUAGGGUCAUAGGUCGAGGACCGCACAUUGUGAUAUUUUUCAAUGGUCGACAAAACAAAACUUUCAAACUCUCAAGCAAAUUCUUUCACAACGGCAGACUGAUCAAUUUAUCUGUUGAUUUCAUCUGCAAAACAUCACGUUUUCCUGUUAUUUUUUAACCCUGCAGAAGCUGAGUAAGGACGAAAAAGUACCAACUUGAAGAAAUACAAAUUUGCCUCCAUGAUAACUAAAUUUGCAUUACUGUUACAUGUGAAUUCAAUUGUGGGUGGUAUUCACCAACGGCGAAAUACGUACCGAGAGCUUGUCAUACGGAAGAAGACUAAACGAUAAACCAUCGGACUAUUUUGCUUUUCGCCCUAUUGAUAAUAUUUCGUCCAUUAUGAAAUCGCCUACAGAAAUACAUUCGAACUCGGCAGUCCAACUCCAGGUUUAUCACUUGAUGACAUGUUAUCAUAAUUUCUGUAUCAUGUCGCUGCUUUCCAGGCAACAAAGCUUUCCUCUUCAGGUAAAACGCUUUUGUCGGGAUCCUAGCUUCGUUACACUUAUGUCCGUUAGUGCUAAGCUUUCCUUGCCUGCCAGAUUUUUCUCUCACUGUUUUGGAUCCCACGGCAGAAUUUUUGCAACCGUUUACUGCGAGGCAAUACGUCACGUGAUUAGUGUCGAAUCAUGUCAGGUCGAAUCAUGACCGUCGAAUCAUGUCUGAAAAUCCGGGUGUAUACAUAGCAAUGAAAUCAGCUGUAAAAUAACUGUAUUUAUUAUGCUGAAGGUAUAUUAAUUUAAUGUUAGCUUAAUUUCCUUAUACGCUAGGCUGACAAUCGUUUACGAAGGUCCUAAAAUAGACCUUGUCACGGUUUUCGACGCCAUCUUGACGAGUAGGCAAACGCGUGAGAAAUUACAGUGUUUGUAUGAGAAUCUAAUGUCGAAUAAUUUCUGUAGAACGGCUGUUCUGAAAACAAUAUGAUUUGUGAACUAAAGCUUCACUCCCAAGGAUUCUACUGGAAAAAAUUGAGGGCAUUACAUGCUCUGGAAGACCUAGAACCACUUUUGAAAAUUUUCUAUACAUUUGUCUGUAAGAAAGUCCCGGGAAAAUUACAGACAAAUGUAUGGAAAAUCCAAAGCAAGCCUCUGGAGAAAUUUAGGCACAGGUACGCCUCUAACAUUUUUUAGGAUAAUCCUUUGCUUCGUAGCUUUAGUUUACAAUUGAUAUUUUUUUCAGAACAGCCGUUUUACAGAAAUUAUUUGACAUUAGAUUCUCACACAAACACUGUAAUUUCUCACACGUUUGCCUGCUCCUCAAGAUGGCGUCGAAAACCGUGACAAGGUCUAUUAAAAUUAAUUUUAUUUAAUCGCGAUCCAUUUUUGCUGACCUCCAGCCCCAUAGAUGAUAUUUUCUUCGAAGAGACUUUAAAGGUAAUUUAUGAGAGGUAUGGGACAGAAUCCUCUUUUUUUUUCUGAGUUUGGGGGUGAGGGUGAGGAAAGUGGGCUGUUUCUAAAGGAGCAGGGGGAUGAGGGGUACUGUGUUGGUACUUUUGAUCUUUUUUCAUUCUCAGGGAGUAAGAUUCAGCAUACGGCCUCCUUGGCAGGGGGUGGUUAUUAAAUGGACCCAGUUUCAAGACAUAUUUUGUACAAGUGAAACGUAAUUAAUUUGAGUUAAAUACUAGUCUUAAUACUGUCUACUCUGUCUACUGUUUACUCUCUCAGGGAUCAAUAAUGAUAAACAGCAUUUGCAAACAAAUAAUGCAAAGAUGAUGGAAACUAAGGGUGGCUUUAUUUACAGCCAGGAGUUUCAAUAAUGAUUACUUAUGUACCAUGAGGGCCCCAAGUGAUGGGGAUGAUUGAAUGGGGCAAAAAUCAAAACCCCUCAAAAAUCACUAGGGCUUCCAACAAAACCCAAAACAAAUACCUGGACCAAAAAUUACGGUAAAUCCAAAGAAUCCCAUGCUGAAUUUCCCAGCCUUAAAAAUUUUCAGAAAGAGUUAAAUGAUAUAACAUGCCAAAAAAAAACUUUAUAUUGUUUUGAAUACCUAAAAAAAAUCCCUAGUUUAAUCAAGCCUGAAGGCACCACCCCCCCCCAAAAAAAGAUACUUGCAAAAUUUUCCUACCCCAGAUUUUCCUUCCCCAGUGUUGUCAACAGCCACCCCCAAUAAAAAAGCAGACUGAGAUAGAUCAGUAUAAUGAAUAUAUAGUGCAUGAUAAGCCUGUUAUAAAGUAACUUUGUAAGUCAAAAAAAAGAAAUCAUUUAGCAAAUAUUAAAGUAAUGUUGGAAAACAUUCACAUCAAAAUUAAGUGAUUGCAUAUUUUCACACAAAGUUGUAUCUCUAGUCAUUUUUUUUUAUUUGACACUUUGAUUAAUGACCAGAAUCAGCAGAGAUUGUUUCCACUGAUGCUUUCAACAGACCAGAACCAAGCAAAGGACUUGUAGUAGGAAUAUCCUUGAUCCUAUUAAAGGUAAUAUUAUAUUAUAAGGCACUUUACAUUUAUAGUGUGUAUGAAAAUUAAUGCGAGCCAGGGAGACAUGCGAGUCGUGAAUCAUGUGAGCCAUGGCAGGAAGCCAUGCAGUUCAUUGAAGACACAUUAAAAAACAGUAAACUGUAAUACUGAAAACAUUAACUGAAAGCUAACCGUUGUAAAUAAGUGUUUAACCCUAAACAGCACUUAACCCUAGCCCUAAAAUGAGUGCUCAACCCUUGUCAGAAAAAUGUCAGUGCUCAACCCUUAAUCUGUAAAUUUGCAGUUUUUACUUUUUACUUGUUUUCACUUUAUUUUUACUGAUGGCUUGCUUGACUUCCACGACUUGCUGGCUCGCAGUUUUGUCGAGACCCCUUUAAAUAAGAGUUGACUUUGGCUUGAAUCAGAAACUGCUCACAGUAUGUUAAAACGACAUACAGGUAUGAGUAGUAAUGAAAAAUUAGAACAACAAUUUAAUCUUUUAUAUUUAUUUUAUAGCUAAGACUAGUCAAGCUUUAUCAUGCUCUAUAUUAAGAUUUGUGGACUGGUAUGACUAAGGUCUUAUAACCUUUUUAGACUUAUGAAGCCAAUGAUGGAUGCUAUAAAUUAUACAACCUUUCAGUGCUAGCUAAUUUGUUCAUGGAAUUGGCACCAUACCUCAGCUCUUUGGGGUAAAUAAUUGAGCCACUGCCACAAAACAGAAUGGGAGUCAACCCUAUUCCCUGUUUAUUUAUUAGAUGUAUCUCCACAGAAUUCCAGAAGCCACCAGAAACAAUUUUUGAAUAUUUAUUCAGCACUUGAAAGCAAAGCAGUGUUCUCUCUUGAUAGUAUAGCAGGUCAGUUGACUCUGUUUCUCCUUAAAUAGGCACUAUACUUGUUAUGAUUUCUCUAUUUCUUUCUGGCUUUGGCUAAUUCAAGAUAAUGACUGUUUUUAAUUGCCACAUUUAUAAUAACACUGUAUUUGGUAUAAUGAUCUGAGUCAUUACCCAGCAUAAAUUGUUUUGAAUAUUAGGUGAAUGUUAUUGUGAACAUUGUAAAAAAAAAGUCCAGACAUAAUAAAAAAAAAAUUAUAAUAAUUAUGAUGAAGUCGGGUAAAAAUUAUAUAUCAUUCGAUAAUAUUUGCCUGGUUUUUUUUCCUUUCAGAAGGUUGCCAGCAUCUUGAGUUGGAUUUUGUUCCAUUUCAGUUGACACAUGCAGAGUAAGGUUGCAAGAAUUUUGUUUUUUAUUCUUAUUUAAAGUAACUUUCAAUCUUUUUAAGGUCUGAUUUUUGAGAAACUAUCAUGGUGUUCUUAUAGUGGUGAAGUGGAAUGUAGGGAGGGUAAAUUGGCCUCCAUAAAGAGAUUCAAACACUGGCAUUCUGAUUGUAGCUCAAAUUUAAUUAUCAAUUAAUGCAAAGUUAAAGGGGUAGAGUAUUUUCAGUAUAUCAUUUUUUAAUUUUGUUUUUAGUUUAAUUUUAUCCUUGGUUUAAAUUCUAUUACUCACCAUGAUCAUACAUUGCUAUAUCAAAAAGCAAAGGAAAAUUGAGUUUAAACCAAGGACAAAACUUAAAACACAACAGAGAAACAAAAAAGAAAUGGGGAAGGAGAAGUGGCAAAGGAAAAAAAGGAAAAUAAUGAGACAAUGACUAAAGCAGCUCUUCCCUCCUUCCUCCAUCAUAUAUCCUUUGAGUUUUCCAGAAAAAAAAUUAUGCACUUAAUUUGAGUGUCAAAGUAUUUAGCACAAAGUACUUAGUUAAUUGAUGACACUAUUUUAAUGUCUCCUACUGGAGAUGGGAUGAGUUUGUGCCAUUUUGUUUGGUCAUCCAAGCCACACGACGGUGCAGCCAUUUGCAAAAGCAAUACCUUCAUGUUGAGUAUUGAUCAGGUUCUGGAAAUCAAAUGCCUGGACCUCCGACCUGUCAUCUCGUCAAGUGCUCUGUGGACUGGGCUAGUCCUGCUGUAGUUUGCCCCUUUUCCCUUUCUUUUCAAACUACUUAUUACUCUUACUCUCUUAUUGACAGAGUAUUCAUAAAAGGAAGGAGAGAAAUUGUGUUUCUACUUUGUGGAAGUGAUGAAAGUGUUCACAUGUUCUGUGAGGUUAGUGGAACAUAAUUUGUAUCAAGACUGAUAUAGAUGAAACAAAACUUGUAGUAUUUUAAAGUUUCUUUACCUUUCCAUUUUUUUAGGAUAGGAUCCACAAGAGAUUUGAAGAGCAACCAGUAAAAAACUAUUUUCCAGAACUACAAAAUUUACCAAGCAAGUAAGAUUGCUAUUGUAAUCUGUCACAGAUAGGACGGUUUCAUAUCUACUCAUUUGAAAUUACAGACUGGAUGCUGUAUCUGUCUUCACCAUCCUCCAAUACAUCAUCUUUGUUGACUGGAUGAGUUCUGAAACCCAUCAUACUGUAAGGAAUUUGUGGUCUCCAGAGAGGUGACUGUCAUGUGAAAGAGAUCAGGAUGCCUGUCAGAAAAUUAUAAUUAGCAGUUUACCCCUAAAGGAGACUAGUAUGGGCGUGGCCUAAUUAGUCUGUAUUUGACCCCUGAAGAAGACCAAAUAUGGGUUUGGCUCAGGCUUUAUUAAUUUUGAUCUGUACAAGAGACAUCACUCCAACAUAGUAUGACAGCAUUUUUAUAAAAUAAAGCACAACUUGUUGUGAUACCUUAGGAGACCAAUCUGGUUGGGCUAAGGCUUUAUACUCCAACAUAGCAUGACAUCAUGUUUUUAUGCAGAACCCUAAGUGAUACUUAUGGAGAAAAAAUGUCCCCAUUUUGGCCUUCCAACCUGAACACCCUCAGUGAGACCGAAAUCUGUCACCCCUAUGCAAGACGACAAGCAUCCCUGUCACUGUCAUACCCAAGGGGGGGAGGUGGUUACUCCCCAUAAUGUCCUACACACGAUCGAUGAUGGUUUUGUUUGAAAGGGGCACCUUUUUCAGGCUCUAGGUAUAUGAAAAGGAAGGGAUUUUACUAGUUGAAGUAUAAAAGGGGCGGGAAAUCUGUCAUUUCGGUUUGUAAGAGAUCUAAAAGGGCUAACAUGUACAUUUUAUGGCUUUAAAAAAGACAAGAAAACUUCCUGGAAUAGUGAUUUAUUCAUAUUUAAAAGACGGUGCAUUUACAGCAGUGAAAAGGGAUGAAAAGUUCUAAACUAGUUAUGUAACAGAGGUACCGUUUGUCAAUAGAAGGUAUAAGAAAGGGGUAAUUUUUCUGUCAAAAACGGAAUAGAAGAGGGUGAGGGGUUGGAACUCGGGGCGAUGCCUGCCCGUAUAAAAUUUUGUUGAGUACUCCCCUGGGCUUUCACAUAGCCAAGAGGAGUUUCCCGGGUUGUAGACGUGUCAUCAGCAUGUCAAGAAAAUGUUGUUGGGUGACCAUGGUAACAGGAUUGUCAAUGUAACUGUUUCUACUUCUAGGCCUGUAGACUCAGUAAGACUGUUGUCUUUUUCCAUACAGUAUUCUCUGGUUGGAAGUAUUAACUGAGCAGUCAAGACGAGUGACAGUUCUGGGAUGUCAGGAUGGUUAUGUUAAAGUUGCAGUCACAGACCUUACUGGAGAACCAAGUAUGUUGUUCUUCUAGCAUUGUUAGCUUUCUAAUGUACUUGGCAUAUUACUCUCGUCAAUUCUACUUGACUAUCCGCUUCAACUUUAAGUUGAAGUUCAAGGUUUCUUCUGAACGUCUCCGGCAACCUUGCAACCUUCGGCAACCUUCGCACAACGUCGGGUAACUUCGCAUGUCUUCAUUCAGUGCUCGGGACGCCCUUUGACAUCCAAGAUCUACGAGAACGAAAUAAAAUUCCGAUGCUUGUGACUUGAAUUAAGUCAACAAAAAAAAACCGGGAAAAGGAAGUGGAAACGGAAAAGGGAACCGAAAUCGAAACAAAAAGAGAAAGAGAAAACUGGAAAAAGGAUUCGAAAAGUCUAACAGAAAACGGAAAACAGAGAACAAAAAAGGGAAACAAGACACAAAACAGAAAAGAGCUUUAAAAAAAUGAUGGAGAACAAGAACCGACAGAUAAACCAGAGGGCGAAAAAUAAGGGUUACACUGUAAAUGCAACUGCUGCAUACACAUUAAACUGCGUUGAUCGUCAUUCACGUGUAACGUGUCAGAGUUGGCACGUGUACGUCAGCCUGCGACCAGGCUCCCAAAAUCUGUGAGCGAAGCGAGCUGAGCGUUGCCUGGGGAGAAAAAAUAGGCGCGGAGGAGGCUUCCCUGGCGUGAACGGCGCAUGACCACGUUGGAAGUGUAUGCAGUAUGUUAAAAAAGGACAAGUGCCGAUAUGGAUCAAGCUUUUUAAGUGUCGUACUGUAGGUGUGGCAGUAUAUUCUGCGCUGACGUCCCCGUUGAUUCACUUGUCUGCAAGUCCAAUUAAGGCGGUGCGAGUCAGAGUUAGUCAUUUGCAGCCUUUACAAAAUCUUUUGAAUCUUUUUAUACCGCUAUUAUAUAGAUUUUCGCACCGAUUUUUUCCUGUUUGAAAAUCAAGCCAAUCACGAAAUCCGUUUUUCGACGUUUUUCGAAGUCCGCUCGAUCUAGUUAGUAAUUAUUAUUCCAGCGGAAUGCUCUUUUAUCUUGCCACCUGUAUCCUUUAACAAUUGCAGAAAAACUCACUUAUUUAUUUUAUUUGCUUUUUGGUGUGUUACUUUGGCAGAUAUUGUAAAGGAGCACAGUCUGCAUCGGGAUGGACCAAUUUCAAGUGUGAAGUUAUUUUCACUGACUUCUUGCAAAACUGAAGCCAUCGAUGGUAAAAACAUUUUUCUAUAUAUAGUUACGGUGAUUUUUCAAGUAACUUCUAAGUUUCUCAGUUGUAACUAUAGGCUAUGGAUGUACUCGAGGGAUAAUCCCGCGGGAUCUGUGGCGUCUAACACUAUGGAAUUAGCAAUAUUGCCUCCACUCCCUGGAUGGGAUCCAUCGUAAGGCUACACCUUGUUUUAGUGGGACCUCGUACCAAUGUAUAGUCCCUGGGCCUUUCUUAAAAGCCGAUGCUUAUUCAGGAUUAAAUUUUAAUUCACGAUUGUAUUGUGGCCUUCCUAUAGAUCGUUGAGAGUAUCAGAUAACUCUACCUUGGAAUUAAGGCUCAACAAUUUUUCAUAAAUCCAUUUGCAUAUUCGCCGACAAAAAAGAGGUGCUUAUAAUUUGACUUAACCCAGGAUUAAUCCUCGGUAUCUUUCCAGGAACCUGGCUCUGGUUGCAGAUACACGGUGUGGAGCAGAGUUUCUUUAAGUAUGAGGAACAAACUAAGCAUUAACUGAAAACAAGUACAAGCUAUUGACUUCUGGGCCGAGUUGUUCUAAAGGCCUAUUCAGAGUGCAAAUCCAGGGUUAGUUAGCUACCAAGACAACUUGUUUGCUUUGUUACAAUUAACCCUGGCUAACUGCCACGUGUAACAAGGCAACGAACAACUACACCCUGAAAACACUUAAUUCUUGCAUUUUUUUUCUAAUAUUCUUCCCCGUAGAUGAAAAAAAUAUCAUUGAAGACGAAACUGACCCAAUCUCCGAGUACCACCUGUUGGUGAGCUGUUCUAUCGAAGCGAGCGUUGUUUUUACGUAUGUAUUCGUUUUCAUACAGGCUGUUCUUUUUAUUAGAGAAAAAUCCAAUCUGAGAUAUUAACGCUUUGUAAUAAAUGUCUUGCAUGAAUUGGUACCCUCGUUGGGAACUCCAAGGCCCGUGCUUUGCCUUAUCGAUCGAAGAGUAUGAGUGGAGUGGAGUGGAGGGGAGGGGGAGGGGGGCGACACGAACUGUCCCAUUUAUACAAGCAUAUGAAGUGCGUCUUAGCUAACCGCCUUAGGUAAUACGCGAAGACUUUUUGUGCCAUUUAAACGAGAAGUUCGCGUAUUUUUUUAAGACCCAUCUUCUCUGAGACGCGUCUUUUUCGUAACAAAUUGAAUUUGUCCAGGUGGGUGUUUGCGCGAAACGACAGUUUUAAAAAUUUGAAACCUGGACAAGCGCAAGCAAAGCUUCGACUUAUUUAAAGUAAUUUCGUGGGGUCGUUAUGUUCUCUAGUGGGUGAUCUAGUUGUCUUGUGUAAGUGUAAACCUGGGCCUAGUUAACUUUUGCAAAGACUUUUGGGACUGUUACUGGGGUUGGCCAAUAGGCGAAUCCUUGUUUACAUUAUUUGCCUUAUUAGCAUAGACUUAUCUAAUCAUUAUCUGAUGAGGCUAAUAAAAUGAAAUUUCUGAAUAUUGAAAGAGCAUUAAAAUUUCAGUUAUCUCUGAAAAUUUGAGCCCGAUAUACCAGACAGUUUUGGAGAAAUUCUCUUUGGAAAACCCCCAAAUUUACAAAGAAUGUAUGAGCUCAUUAACGUUUUGCCACCCAGCAAUUUUGCAGUAUUUAAUUGCUGCUAUUUUCUUUGUUACUGAUUGCAAAGAGCUGAUACUUGCACAAACUGCAUAAAUAAACCAGCUCUUUUAAUUUUUGAACCUAAUUGGUAUAUACGGCUACAUCUUUUAUGGGUUUAAUAACUCGUAUGCUAAUGAGCAGAAAUGUAGAUGAAUCCGCCUGUAGCUGACAGGUGCGUCCCUCGUAACGAUCUCGAAAGUCUUUACGAAAGCUAACUCGGCCUAGUUUCCGUGGCGAAUGUGCGUCUUUAAUUUACAGGAAUAUAAUCAAUGAAGGCUUUACAAGUAUGGUAACGUUACCAGAUUCAGAUGAUUUCGAUUGCGUGACAUGUACAUGCAUUGCUGAUGUAGACUGGGACGGGCGUAACGAAGUCAUUUUAGGGACCUAUGGACAGGUAAUGAAAAGGAUCUGGUUUGAAGCAGUUAAGUCUUAGGGCAGGGUUACAAAGUCAUGGCUGGGAGUUCUGGGUAAUGGAAAAGAGAAGAGCUUAUUGAAAGUCGAAUAUAGAUAAUUGCACAGAUGCAGUUAACAUAUUGUUCUUUUUCUUCUAAUUGUGUAACAAGGUAUAAAGUAACCCUCUCUCUCCGUGAGCGAGUUACCAGUUAUAUUGUACUUUAGAUCCUACUCUAUAACAGAGUCGGUUUUCGCACUGAAUCCCUGAUUUCUCGCUAAUAAGCACAAACAAUGGGUGAGAAAUUCCGGAUCUACUAUCGCCUUGUAGCUGAAUCACAGGCGACACUUUUGAAUUACAAGAAUGCGUGGUCAGAAAUAUAAAAUUAAACAUUACAGCGUAUAGAGGUCCUGGUAUUUAAUUGUACAAACGCCCACAAAGCGUUCAGUGUAUUCUAGCCGCGCCGGUCAAGGGACAGAGUACGUGAGAGGAGGAAAUCCGUCCCGCACCUCGGGAGGAACAGCUUUUCUCAGUAAAGGUAAUGCAACCUUGGGAUCGUAUAAGAUUCAGAGAAACUACCCAUCUCCGCCCUCUCCUAAACCAACGUUAACACCAACUUACAGUUAGGAGAGGGGUAGGUGGGGAGUUAGGGAGAGGUUCCUCUCUCAACGCCUAUUAGACAGUUGUUGUUUUUUUUUCUAGAAACAAACAGUAAAUUAAGGAGGUGCCCCUAGGAAAAAAUACUGCUAAACACCAUCCAUAAUAGGGUAAUGGCUGGUUAUGGAAAUGGUUGUAAAGUAAAGUCAAGCUUUUCAGCGGCGCUUUCACACAAGAUAUGUGUAGAUUAAUUCAAGGAAUUUUAAUACCUAAUUUCUCUUUGCUGACAGGAAUUACUUGUAUACAAGUGCAUCAGCGGGGAGAGCAGUUUGCAGUCUUGUUGUAACGUUGAUUUUCAAUUAAUCUGGAGAAGAAGUUUUGCAAAUCCUUUAUUCGCUAUUGAGUACGUGGAUCUAACAAACGACGGAAUGGAGGAGAUAGCUGUAGCUUCUUUAUCAGGGCUUCAUGUGCUACAAGUGAGUGUUAAUAUAGUAGUAUCGAGACAGACCUGUAGAGGAGGGGGGAAUGGCUCGCCCACGGGGGUGGUGUGUGUGUGUGUGUGGGGGGGGGGAUGCCUUCCCUCCGUGUUUGCCUUCACACUAAGUAUGCAACGAAAGGAAGGCAUGGAGAGCAUUUUGAAUCAUACUUUUUUAAUCCAAUAGUAACAUCAACUGGUUAACCAAAACAAAACAAUAAAAAGAAAACAAAAGCGAUUUAUCUUUUCUUUCUUCAUUUCAGCACAAUUUGAACAAAACAGAAGAGAACCUUUCAAAAAUAAAGGAAACGGCUUUACAAGACUCUCAAGAGAAAGAAUCAGUAACUUGA